UGUACCCGUCCACGUCCCUGGUCCCUGUGACAAUCGCGGAAUGGCUCCCACUGAGAGAUCUUCUCUGCUGCUUGGGGACGCUCCCGGGGCCUGAAACUCAGAGAAAUCACUUCCUCUCAAAUUUCCAGAGCCCAGAGUCUGAAGGCUGAGCCCAGAGUUAUGAAAUGUGCACGCAGGAGGACUUCCAGGCUCAGAGGAGUCAGCUGGUGGGGCUGUUGGUCUCAGGGUCCCUGGAGGGCUUCGAGAGCAUCCUGGACUGGCUCCUUUCCUGGGAAGUCCUUUCCUGGGAAGACUACGAGGGACUCAGCCUCCUGGGCCAGCCCCUCUCGCACUUGGCCAGGCGCCUCCUGGACACUGUCCGGAAUAAGGGCGCUUGGGGCUGUGAACAGCUUGUCGCGGCCAUCCGGGAGGCCCAGACCGACUGCCAGGCCCCAGAGCUUUCUGGCUGCUGGGAUCCCCACUCGCCCCACCCAGCCCGUGACCUGCAAAGUCACCGGCCAGCCAUCGUCAGGAGACUCUACAACCAUGUGGAGGGCGUGCUGGAUCUGGCGUGGGAGCACGGUUUCAUCAGCCGGUACGAAUGUGAUGAAAUCAGGUUGCCCAUCUUCACAUCCUCCCAGCGGGCAAGGAGGCUCCUCGAUCUUGCCACAGUGAAGGUGAAUGGGUUGGCUGCCUUUCUUCUACGUCAUGUUCAGGAAUUGCCAGUCCCGUUGGCCCUGCCUUUCGAAGAUGCCGCAUGUAAGAAGUACAUGUCCAAGCUGAGGACCACGAUAUCUGCUCAGUCUCGCUUCCUGAGCACCUAUGACGGGGCUGAGAAUCUUUGCCUGGAGGAAAUAUACACAGAGAAUGUUCUGGAGAUCUGGACAGAGGUGGGACUGGCCGGAGCCCCGCAGAAGAGCCCUGUGACCCUGGGCCUGGAGGAUCUCUUCAGCACCCGUGGCCACCUCAAUGAAGAUGCAGACACUGUGCUGGUGGUGGGCGAGGCGGGCAGUGGCAAGACCACGCUGCUGCAGCAGAUGCACCUGCUGUGGGCUGCAGGGCGCGACUUCCAGGAAUUUCUCUUCGUCUUCCCAUUCAGCUGCCGGCAGCUGCAGUGUGUGGUCAAGCCGCUGUCUGUGCAGAUGCUGCUCUUUGAACACUGCUGUUGGCCUGACGUUGGCCAACAGGACGUCUUCCAGUUCCUCCUCGACCACCCCAACCGUGUCCUCUUAACCUUCGAUGGCUUUGACGAGUUCAGGUUCAGGUUCUCGGAUCGCGAGCGUCACUGCUCUCCCACCGACCCCACCUCUGUCCAGAAUCUGCUGUUCAACCUUCUGCAGGGCAACCUGCUCAAGAAUGCCCGCAAGGUGCUGACCAGCCGACCUGAUGCGGUGUCCGCAUUCCUCAGGAAGUACCUGCGCUUGGAACUCCACCUCAAGGGCUUCUCCGAAGAGGGCAUCGAGCUGUACCUGAGGAAGCGCCAUCGUGAUCCGGGGGUGGCCGACCGCCUCAUCCGCCUGCUCAAAGGGACCUCGGCCCUGCAUGGUUUGUGCCACCUUCCUGUUGUCUCCUGGAUGGUGUCCAGAUGCCACCAGGAACUGUUGUUGCAUGGCGGGGGCUCCCCAAAGACCACCACGGAUCUGUACCUGCUGAUCCUGCAGCAUUUUCUGCUGCAUGCCUCCCCCCCAGACUUGGUGCCCCGCGGUCUGGGAUCCGGCCUGCUUCGAGGCAGACUCCCCACCCUCCUGCGCCUGGGCCGGCUGGCUGUCUCAGGCCUGGGCACGUGCUGCUACCUGUUCUCAGCCAAGCAGCUCCAGGCGGCACACAUCGACAGGGAGGACAUUUCCCUUGGCUUCCUGGUGCACGCCAAGAGCGUUGUGCCCGGGGGCGCCGCCUCCCUGGAAUUCCUGCACAUCACCUUCCAGUGUUUUUUUGCAGCCUUGUACCUCGUGCUCAGCGCUGACCUGUCACCGUCCUUGCUCAGACAGCUCUUCAAUUGUCACCGGCCGCGCAGCUCGCUGCUGGCCCGGCUGCUGCCCCCCAUGUGCGUGCCGCGCUCAGAGGGCCAGGAGGGCGGCACGGCCGCCUUGCUGCGGGAGGCCGAGCCGCACAACCUCCGGAUCACGGCAGCCUUCCUGGCGGGGCUGCUGUCCCGGGAGCACGGCGGCCUGCUGGCCGAGGGCCAGGCGUCCGAGAAGGCCCUGCUCCAGCUCCAGGCCUGCACCCGCGGCUGCCUGUCCCGCAGCCUCCACGAGCACUUCCACUCCAUCCCCCAGGCCGUGCCAGGGGAGGCCAAGAGCAUGCACGCCAUGCCCGGGUUCAUGUGGCUCAUCCGGAGCCUGUACGAGAUGCAGGAGGAGCAGCUGGCCCGGCAGGCCGUGCGGGGGCUCAAGGUCGGGCACCUGAAGCUGACGUUUUGCGGCGUGGGCCCUGCGGAGUGUGCCGCCCUGGCGUUCGUCCUGCGGCACCUCGGGCGGCCCGUGGCCCUGCAGCUGGACCACAACUCUGUAGGGGACCUCGGUGUGGAGCAGCUGCUGCCCUGCCUGGACGUCUGCAAGGCUCUGUACUUGCGAGAUAACAAUAUCUCCGACCGAGGUGUCUGCAAGCUCGUGGAGCAUGCGCUGCAGAGCGAGCAGCUGCAGAAGUUAGCGCUUUUCAACAACAAACUGACCGAUGGCUGUGCACAACCCAUGGCCAGGCUCCUUGCAUGCAAGGGGAACUUCUUGGCAUUAAGGCUGGGGAAUAACCAUAUCACUGCCGCAGGAGCCCAGGUGCUGGCCGAGGGGCUCAGAGCCAACGCUUCCUUGCAGUUCUUGGGGUUGUGGGGCAACAAGGUGGGUGAUGAGGGGGCCCAGGCUUUGGCUGAAGCCUUGGGGGAUCACCAGAGCUUGAGGUGGCUCAGCCUGGUGGGCAACAACAUCGGCAGCAUGGGGGCUCAAGCCUUAGCAUUAAUGUUGGAAAAGAACAUGGCACUGGAAGAACUCUGCCUGGAGGAGAACCAUCUCCAGGAUGAAGGUGUGUGUUCUCUUGCCAAAGGACUUGAGAGGAAUUCAAGUUUGAAAGUUCUGAAGCUAUCCAACAACUGUGUCACCUACCUUGGGGCAGAAGCCCUCCUGUGGGCCCUGGAAAGGAAUGAUACCAUCCUGGAAGUCUGGCUCCGAGGCAACACUUUCUCUCCCGAGGAAAUUGAGAGGCUCAGCCAGAGGGACACCAGACUCUUGCUCUGAAGCCUGGGGGCCAAUGUUUAUCUCAGUUUGUUUGCGAACAGGCUGUGGGUUUAGAUCCCAGGAGCUGGAUUACAUCUGGCAGCAGCCCAUUCACACAGAGCCGUGUCCUGCCCAGGGAGGGCUGGCGCAAUGGGUCAUCUUUGUUCCGGCAGAGGAAGGAGCCACGGUGCCCUUCCGAGCAGACUUUUCUGCAGCCGACUUUUGCAUCCGGUUCUUCCCACGAUUCAGUCCAUGGAAUGUAGCAGAGGGACAGCUCCUGCCGCCGCCUCCAGCUGAUCUGACGUGGGUCAGUGGGGCCCGUGGAUGUUACUGCGUGCCCGUCACUGUCGAGACCUGGACCCACAGGAGAGGCCCCUUCCCACCUGCCUCGCAAUGAGGAGGGGGACUCAGGAAGCAACUUUCUGCCGGGUUUUAACCCCUGGGUUGUCAUCUCUCCAGGCUCUUCCCCACAUCUGGUCCCUCCACCCAUCCUGGACCCCUGCAUGGGGCACUUCCUCUGUGGGGAAGGACCCAGAAUACUGGUGUUCUCAGCUUUGAUAUUUAUAGCCUCCCCCACCCCACCCCCCACACAUACGCAGGGUGGGAAGGGCUAUAAUUUACCUGCUGCCCUUCCUGAUACUUGACCUUAUUGAAAGGGGACAUGUGACAGCCAUUUAGUUCCUCCAGCCAUUCUAGAUUUUCACUUGCUCUUAGCCAAAAGGCUGAGAAGCGAUUUUCAAGAAAAAUAAGACCACAUUACAGCUAAUAUCAUACGCAUACUUUUAUUUCCGAUGAAAUCAAUUAGUCUUCAGUUAAGCCUUUGGAAGCCACUCUCCACCCAAAUGCAGUUUUUUACAAUCAGUCCGGGCCAGAAUUUUGAGCACUCCCACCAGGGCUCUGGUUGAUGCCUGGGAGCUGGACUCUGACAGCAGACUUUUCAAAUAUAUUCAUAAGAGAUGGUUCAGUGUUAUGUGAUAGAAAGUUAUGGAUCAAAAGUUUAUAGGGGCAAAACCAAAGACUUUUCCUUAUAAGGCAGAUAUUUUUCUGGAUUUUUUUUUUUUUUACCAAAUGAUGCAUGUCGAAGCCUCUGUAAAUGGUAGGUGCUGUACAAGUGUUAUUAUUUAAACAUUAUUAUUUGUGAACACUGGUUAAUAUUUAUAAGCCACUUUGUUUUAUUCUCCCCAGUUUGUUUUUAUAAAAAACACAACCAUGGA
Mirounga angustirostris (Northern elephant seal) is the source of this 4399-nucleotide messenger RNA. It is a transcript of the gene NOD2, whose product is annotated as nucleotide binding oligomerization domain containing 2. Gene Ontology annotation, cellular component: cytosol. The coding region runs from base 165 to 3206 and encodes 1013 amino acids. Gene Ontology annotation, molecular function: protein binding. The transcript has 12 exons. The record is from RefSeq and is a predicted model, not a curated record. NCBI's taxonomy places the organism in Eukaryota, Metazoa, Chordata, Mammalia, Carnivora, Phocidae. Gene Ontology annotation, biological process: intracellular signal transduction; regulation of apoptotic process; positive regulation of canonical NF-kappaB signal transduction.